UUGCUAUUAUCUCCAUCUACAUUUGACACAUGACAAUUGAGAGAUAGCGUCCGUUGACAGGUUCGAAGGAGGACGGGACGAAAUUUUGAAAGUACUUCGAUUGUCGUGUGUUUCUCUCUGAUACCGUAGAGCUAUCAAAUGCCACUUGAAGCGGAUGCCAUGAAGUGAGCUUCAGUUCUGCUUUUGUGUCUGUGGCUAUUACUUCUCCAAGAAACUGGUAUUAUGUAUAGGCUUUUUUUGGUCAAAGAUUUUGUAAACCAAACUAUGGCGCAAGAUGGGAUUGCGACGUCCGAGGCUCUGAAGUACUUUCUUAAUGGAGGACUUUCAAUCGCUCUGGUACUGUUGGGAGGGUUAUUUGCUGGCUUGACGCUGGCAUUCAUGAGUCAAGAUAAAGUCUAUCUCCAAGCCAUUGCGAAAUCUGGAACCGGAAAGGAGAGACAUAAUGCUCAGAAAGUCUUGGACAUCCUUCAACGUGGAAGACAUUGGGUUUUGGUUUCUCUUUUGUUAGGAAAUGUCAUCGCGAAUGAAACUUUACCAAUUGUCCUGGAUCGUGACAUAAAGGGUGGAUUGUUUGCUGUUCUAGCUUCCUCAGUACUGAUUAUGAUUUUUGGAGAGAUCAGCCCCCAGAGUAUAUGUGCCAAGUACGGAUUAACUAUUGGAGCCUGUUCAUCGAGAUAUGUGCUAUGGGUGAUGUAUGGACUAUUUCCAGUGGCAUAUCCCAUUGCCGAACUCCUGGAUCGCCUGCUAGGAGCAAACCAUGGUCUUGUCUUCAACAGAGCUGGGCUAAAGACACUAGUCAUGCUCCACGAAGGCCUGAAUUUGUCACCAGAUGAACGUCUGAACCGAGAAGACGUAACCGUCAUCUCUUCAGUCCUCGAUUUGAAAGAGGUGCCGAUUUCAUCAAUCAUGACUUCGCUGCCGAAGCUCUUUAGUCUGAGCAUCGACACCUACCUCAACGACAUGACACGGUAUAAUAUUCUUAAAUCCGGAUAUAGUUCUGUCCCCAUUCAUAUACAGGGUCAACCAACAAGUUUUGUGGGGGUUUUGCCAAUAAAGUCUCUUGUCGCGCUCAACUUUGAGGAGGAAGUGACUGUCGGACAGCUGUCUCUCGACACUCUUCCCGUGGUCAGAUGUGAUGCCAGCUGUCAGGAACUCUUUCAAGUUUUUCGGGAUCGGAAGGUCCAUCUGGUGUUGGUAUCGGAGACGGGGACCAACCAUGGUAAGCCGCUGGGCAUCGUGAGUGCUAGGGACGUAAUGAGCGAGCUGAUAGGGGGCUCCAUUGGAUACAAGGAAGCCGAGUGCAAUUUGACAUGA
This is a messenger RNA of Pseudogymnoascus destructans, 1314 nucleotides long. RefSeq lists its product as uncharacterized. Gene Ontology annotation, cellular component: intracellular membrane-bounded organelle. The record is from RefSeq and is a predicted model, not a curated record. The transcript is spliced from 3 exons. Bases 223 to 1314 code for a protein of 363 amino acids. NCBI's taxonomy places the organism in Eukaryota, Fungi, Ascomycota, Leotiomycetes, Thelebolales, Thelebolaceae. Gene Ontology annotation, biological process: magnesium ion homeostasis.